CAUUUGAAAUUUUUUUUCUUUUAUUUUUAGAUAAGUUUCACAUAACCAUCAAAAAUGAUUGUUGGUUUCCAGUACAUGGCUAUGACCAUAACAGGAGUGUUCCAUUUGGGUAUUGGAGUUUUGUGUUUCAUUAUUUCAAUGGUGGGAUUUUCAACAAAAUUAAUUCAGUACCAUCCCAUUGGACAUUUGUCUAAUGUCACCUCUGCAGCAGCAUGUAUUGUAAGUCUAUGGAUUAUCACAAUUGGCAUAUUUGGAAUUCUUGCUGGUCUCAAGUCAAAUACAGAAAUACAAACCAGGAGAAUGAAAAUUACCUACAUGGUCCUUGCCAUUCUGUCAGCAUGUAUCUUUUCAAUUGGUGGAAUGAGUGCCUUUUCUGGUCAUGCAGCUUGGAUUCAACUGUCUCUUCGUUAUGAAAGUUAUUAUCCUUUAUUCUGUGUUGGAUCAUUUGCUAUGUUUGCGGAAUUUAUUUUGGCUAUUGUCUCUUCAUCUAUUUGCUGCUGCUGCUCACAAGCAAAGAAUAAUGUUGUUGUUAUCCAUCAAAAUCAGGCUACUGAAUUCGUGAAUCCGUCAAUUAAUACAAGCUAUUCACCAAUUACUCAUUAUUCUCCAAAUGUUGCUGACCCAUAUAUGCCUCAAGAAUUCAAUGAAAUGAAAUAAGUUUUUUCAUUUUUUGUGAAAUUAAGAAAUGUUUGAAAAGCAUGAAACAGUUUAAAAAUUCUUUUUUUUUUUUUUAAAUUUAUAUAUUCUCACUAUUCAGUAAAACUGACCAGAAUCUCAUAAUCAACAUACCUGUUGUCUACUCUCUCUCUCUCUCUCCAUAUAUGUAUACACACACACAAACAUCUACAUUCAAAAAUGCCUUAGCAACAUACUAUUGUCACUGAAGCUGACCCUAAGAUAACCAUCUGAGCUAUUUUACUGUUAAAGUAAUUGUCAAGGUUUUUAAUAUCAAAUUUUAUUUACCAUACAUAAUUACACUACAUCUUUAUGUUUGUACUAACUGUCCUUAACUUUUAGUAAUGUUUAGAAGUAUUUACUUUACUAAUGUCAUUGAAAAAAAUGUUUAUUGUUCUCAUUUCUGUGAGAUAUUUCUAGUCCAUACUCACUGAUUCAUUUGAAGUUCUUUUCAUUAUUGAUGCCUAUUUUUGUUAUUGUAUUCUUUUAAAAAACACUUUAUUUCAUGUUGCUCCAUUUCACUCAGUUGUAGAAAUAAGUUGCAAUGUCACUGGUGCCAAUUUGUAUCGGCCUUUGCCUUUUCCUUGAUAACAUCAGUGACGUGGAGAAGGGAGGCUGGUAUACAUGGGUGACUGCUGGUCUACUAUAAACAACUUUUCCUGGACUUGUGCCUUGGAGGGGAACUUUCUAGGUGCAAUCCCAUGGCCAUUCAUAACUGAAAGAGAUCUUUACUUUUCUAUUAAAAAUAUUUGUCUUCAGACAUGUUUUUAUAUUACCUUGAUGCUUUUUCCUUAUUUUAUUUGUAAUUUCCUGCAAAGAAUCUACUACUGCCUGUUUCUAUUAGCAAUAUCUCUGCAAAUAUUUUUGCAUCUCUAGUUCUCCUUUUAAUUGUAUUUUUGUUACCAAAUAAAUGCCUUCAUAAAAUCA
Messenger RNA from Octopus bimaculoides (California two-spot octopus), 1602 nucleotides. RefSeq lists its product as uncharacterized. The record is from RefSeq and is a predicted model, not a curated record. Lineage: Eukaryota; Metazoa; Mollusca; Cephalopoda; Octopoda; Octopodidae.